AAUACACGAUGAAUUGUUUAAUAGUAAAUAUUGUUGUUUUUGUAAAUGUGUUCUCCGGCAUCUUGUGUGCUGAUGAAUGGGACUAUUUAAAUUUUGAGGCAUGGCCAGAAACUUGCAAAACUGGACAUCGUCAAUCACCCAUAGAUUUAAAUCAAAAAAAGGCAGAAGCACAAACGCCGGAUCCGUUUAAAUUCUAUUCAUAUAAUAAACGGUUUAAAGCAAAUAUACAGAAUAGUGGACAUGGAGUUGUGAUAACCUUCUCCCCAGAAAAUAAAGGAGUAGUGACUUUAGCUGGAAGUGUAUUACCCGAAACAUACAUUUUUGAUAAUUUACACUUCCAUUGGCCUUCGGAACAUACCAUUAAUGGCAAAUAUUAUCCACUUGAAGCACAUUUUGUACAUUACGCCAGAUCUGCUGGAAGUGUAGCUGAAGGGUUGAAGAGACCUAAUGGAAUUGCUGUUUUGGGUGUUUUAUUGGAAUUAUCUUUAGAUACAAACCCUGCAUAUGAAUCAAUUGUAAGAGCUUUGCCGAACAUAACCGAAAAUAUAAGGCAUCCAGUCCAACUGGAUAAACCAAUCGCAUUGGCGGCUUUCCUUCCAGAAAAUAAGAAAUCAUAUUUUUAUUAUGAAGGAUCGUUGACUACGCCAGCUUGUAACGAAGCCGCACUUUGGACAGUUUUUACGCAACGUGUAAAAAUUGGACAAAAACAGUACAACACACUGAAGCAUAUAUACAACAUCAAAAAGCAGUUGCUUAUUAUGAAUAAUAGACCUCUACAACAACUUUAUGGAAGAACUGUUAAGUAUUCUUCUUGUUGCCAAUAAUUUUAAUUACUUAUUUGUAAUUUGUUUAAUAAAUAAGUACAAAUUUU
Messenger RNA from Diabrotica balteata, 871 nucleotides. The record is from the annotation of a GenBank genome assembly. NCBI's taxonomy places the organism in Eukaryota, Metazoa, Arthropoda, Insecta, Coleoptera, Chrysomelidae.